UCCAAACGGAGGCUCUCUCCUCACAUCCGGUUACCUUGACGCAGGUGUGGUAGUUGCGGCUAAAUCUUAAUCUUUGUGUAAUGACUUUUCCUUUAACUAUUGACAGUCAUGACUGAACUGACAGAAAACAGUGUUCUCCGAGGACCCGUGGAGCCGCAGGAGUUCGUUACUGCGGCUGUCAAAGACGAAAUUUUGCUCACAGAAGCCUUUGAAACCACCUUGCAAAUUUCACAGGAUGUGACUGCGGCCUCAGAGGAGACGGACUGCAAACAGAAGCUGGAACAGGAAGAUGGACAGCUGGAUGGACAGACGGUCUCUGAACCUGCAGCUGAAUCGUCCAGUACCGAGUCAAAGUGGGUGGUGGGUGCUCAGUGUCGGGCGGUCUGGUCUGAGGACGGCCGGCUGUAUCCAGCUACGGUGAUGUCUCUGGACGGACAGCGCUGCAGAGUCCGUUUCAGUGGCUACGGUAACGAGGGGGAAGUGGAACUGAGCACGCUCAAAAGCCCAGAAGCUGCUCUGCAAACACAGAAUUCUCAGGAAUGGAAACCCGGUUCUCGGUGUCGGGCCGUGUAUUCAGAGGACGGUCUGGUUUAUCCGGCUGUGAUUCUGUGGGUCAAAGGUCAGCGUUGCCGCGUUCGCUUCGACGACUACAACAAUGAGGAGGAACAGGAAGUCAGCAGCCUGCUGACCCCUGAUGAGCUCCACGGGCCUAGCAGAGCGACUGCAGCCAAAGUAAAGGGCAGCAGCUGGAAGUCCAGUGGAAGCAGCAGUGACUGGAGGAGGAGCAGGAGAGAGGAGAACCAGAGGGAGCGAGGAGGAGAGAGGAGGUCACCAUGGAGAGAUGAUCAGCAGAACUCUUCCUGGCAGGUGAAAGAGAAAUCCAGCAGUCAGAGUAAAGUGGACAAAGACGCAGAAGAGAAGAGCAGAGGAGCAGAGAGACCAACCAAUCAAAGCUUUCCUUACUUCCCUCCGUUCCCUCCUCCUCCUCAGUCGAGCUCGGGGGACCCUGGGUCUUUCAUCCCCCCUCCUCCUCCUCUCUGGAUGUUUGGAGAGAAGGAGUCCAAGAGCUUCAGCGCCACCUCCAGCAUGUUGAUGCUGUGGUACAUGUGUGGCUUCCACACCGGCAGCUACUUGGCUCAGCAGGAGUUCAAGUCGAGCUCCAAACAGUGAGGUGAGGACCCGAACACGCUGAGCACACCUGUACACACUCAGUGAUGUCAUCAUGCUGCAGGUUGUCUGAUCGUCGGUUUGUGGAGUCGGACAGAUGUUUACCAGACAGGAAGACACUAAUGAAAGACACCGGGUCGGUCUGUACUGGCUGUCUUAGUGCAGUCCAGUCUCAGCACAUUCAUUCAGUGUGAUGCAGGACUGACUGACUGACUGACUGACUGACUGACGGACGGACGAGUAAAGAAAUCAGUUGGAAACAGAAGCACAGGAUCAGGAUUGACUGAUAAACGGUGACACAAAUGAGCAUUUUUCUCAGCACAGAAAGGAGUGUGAUGUCUUCAACAUCUGUUCACAGUGUGGACGCUGCUGUCCUCCUUUGUCUUAUUUGUUUUUAGUUUUUUGCUUCAGAGCUGCAGAGGAUCGUGGGACGAGACGCAGCUCGGACGUCUUUCACUCGACGUACACGUGCAUUUGUGUUUCUGUAUUUUUAAAAUCAUUUUAUUUGUUUUUAGUUGAAUGUUUUCAUGCUGGAGUGCUUUGCAGAAACAGCAUGUAGAAACGCUUUGUGUUUAGAUCACAUUCAGAGAAAUGAAGACGUUUGUGUUAAUAUGUUUGAUUCUGUUGAGUUUCAAUGAUGCUCAGUAAAUCACUGAACUGCUGUAAGAAAAUUAAAUGAAAAAAACUGGAGCUUUUUGUUAUUAAAACAAAGAUGGAUGACUUAAAUCUCUUUAUGUUGUCAAUAAAGUUUAAUCAGCCUUUAAAGCUUCA
Molecule: messenger RNA, 1938 nt
Organism: Scatophagus argus
Lineage: Eukaryota; Metazoa; Chordata; Actinopteri; Scatophagidae
Product: survival of motor neuron protein-like
Exons: 10
Coding region: 109-1170 (353 amino acids)
Biological process (GO): mRNA processing; regulation of alternative mRNA splicing, via spliceosome
Cellular component (GO): cytoplasm; nucleus; precatalytic spliceosome
Molecular function (GO): RNA binding
Source: RefSeq, a predicted model, not a curated record